Messenger RNA from Bubalus bubalis (water buffalo), 1126 nucleotides. RefSeq names its product triggering receptor expressed on myeloid cells 1 (gene TREM1). Bases 81 to 683 code for a protein of 200 amino acids. NCBI's taxonomy places the organism in Eukaryota, Metazoa, Chordata, Mammalia, Artiodactyla, Bovidae. The transcript has 4 exons. Gene Ontology annotation, biological process: neutrophil-mediated killing of gram-negative bacterium; neutrophil chemotaxis; chemokine production. The record is from RefSeq and is a predicted model, not a curated record.
UUCUGGAGCCUCUGGGGUAGAGUGUCCCUCUGUAGCUGUGCCAGGAGCCACAGAACAGUCGGAGUCAGUGCACAUGAAGGAUGAGGAAGGCCAGGCUCUGGGGGCUGCUCUGGAUGUUCUUCAUCGCAGAAAUCCAAGCUGCCGCUCAAGUAUUCGAGGAGAAGUGUACUCUAGCAGAGGGGCAGACCUUGAACGUGAGCUGUCCUACCAAUACCAACAUAUAUUCCAACAGCCAGAAGGCUUGGCAGAGGCUGAAAGAUAACGGGGAGGUCCAGACACUGGCAAUCACAGAGGGGUCCAGUCAAGUCCGGGUGGGGAAGUACUUCCUAGAAGACAUCCCCAGUGAAGGCAUGCUGCAAAUCCGAAUGGCCAACCUUCAAGUGGAGGACUCAGGACUGUACCGAUGUGUGAUCUUGGGACCCAGCGAUCCCAUCAUCCUGUUCCACCCUGUCCGCCUGGUGGUGACCAAGAAUUCUUUGGGAACCCCUGCCUCAGAUGAGGAUCCUUGCCAGAUCUCCGUUCAGAAUCCCACCUCACCUCCCAUCACCACCAAGCUCCGUCCCAGGCCCAGGCCCAGGCCCAAGCCCGUGACCCAACCCAUCCCCACAUCAGCUGAUAGGCUCUCCUCUCCUGGCUUCACAGUCACUCCCACAAAUGUGACACACGUCACCAGUAUCUACUGAUGUUUACCCAGGACUUUUAGAAUCACGUUGCUGAGGUCUAUGAAAAUUCAUGAUGGGAUUUUGAUGAGGACUGGAAUCUCAGUUUAUAAAUGAGGCCAGAGAGGUGAGGUGACUCUCCCAGGAUAGGUCCUGAUGCUGAGAAUGGAAGCCAGGAUUCCUUGCUCUGGGAGCCCUCGCUUUCUCUACCGCAUCAAGGUAGGAAGGAGCCUUGUCCGCCUGUCCUUUCUCCAUGAUGCCUCUUCUGAACGUGGACUCUGUGCUGUCUACUAAGUAUACUUCUAAUCAGUAGUUUUAGGUGAUGGGACAAACUAGAUGCACAUGACAGAGCCAGUCAGUAUGGGGAAAGGAGGGAUUGGGAGCAGAUGAGCCAAGGGGUGUGAAAGCCCAUGACAAACACGCACGUGUGUAGGAGCAUCCAUGUCCAUAGCAGUGCUCACUCUUCU